Thecamonas trahens ATCC 50062 is the source of this 2076-nucleotide messenger RNA. RefSeq lists its product as uncharacterized. NCBI's taxonomy places the organism in Eukaryota, Apusomonadida, Apusomonadidae. Bases 1 to 2076 code for a protein of 691 amino acids. The transcript has a single exon. Gene Ontology annotation, molecular function: metal ion binding; protein binding. The record is from RefSeq and is a predicted model, not a curated record.
AUGGCUGCACCGGGCGGAAGGUCCGGAGCAGGCAGGCGUGGGGUGGUGGACGUGACGCCUGGACUGACGGGCCCCGAGGCACUGCGGCCGGUCUGGGUCGACGACAAGCAGGCCUCCGAGUGCUUCAAGUGUGGCCUGCUCUUCUCACUCUUCCGAUGGAAGCACCACUGCCGCCAGUGUGGCGCUGUCUUCUGUAACUCGUGCUCCAACAAGCGCAUCCCCCUCCCUCAUCUCGGGUACCACGAGCCUGUUCGCAUCUGCCUCGACUGCAUCCAGCUCGCCUAUCUCGUCUCCUGCACUGCGUCCAACAACCCGACCGUGGCCUCGCACGGCGCCGUCGGCCUCGCUCAGCUCUCGGCUGACCCGGCGCUUCACGAGCGCCUCUUGCGCGCUGCUGCGCUCCCGGCCCUCGUCGCUCUCGUCGACGCUGGCGCCCCGGCCCUCAAGGUCCACGCCACGGGCGCCAUCGCUAACCUCGCCCAGGUCCCCGACAUGCACUCGCAUCUCCUCCGCACAGGCGUCCUAGCUCCGCUCCUCGGCGUCCUCCGCGGAGGCCUCUCGCAACUCUCGCCGCAGCUGGUCCACAACGUGCUCGGCGCAGCCUCGAACCUCGCCCUCGGCGCACCCGCACGCGCCCCGCUGGUCGACGCAGGCUGCAUCCCGCUCCUCACGGACGCUCUCUUUGUGCCCGACCAGGAGCUUGCUUCGCUGGCGCUGCGCACUGCUUGCGCGCUCGCCGCCGACCCGCCGCUCGCCCGCAUGUUCAUCCAGGACGACUCGGGCGUCACCUUUCGCCGCAUCCUCUCGCUCAUCACCUCGGUCGCGCCCAAGCCGCUCCUCAAGCUCCUUGCCAAGUUCCUCGCUCACGUCUCGCUUGUCGACGAUGCCCUCAAGGUCCGCAUGCUCGAGCUCGGCACCCUCCCGCCGCUCCAAGCACUUGCCCUUGUCCGUUCGAAGGGCAUCGUCACCCUCGCCGUCUGCGCACUCGCAAACCUGGCCUCGGUCGACGACAACCGCGAGUUUGUCGGCUCGGCACAGGGCCUCAAGCUCCUCUGGCGCCUUCUCCUCCGCGGCAAGUCGACAGACAUUGUCCGCCACGCCUCGCGUGCCCUCGCCAACCUCGCCCUCAACGACACCGUCAAGCUCCGCAUGCUCCACUCCUCUGCACAGCUCUUCCCGCGCCUCCUUCAGCUCCUCUCACUCACGCCACACCCAGACGUUGUCCUCAACACCCUUCGCAUCAUGGCUAACCUUGCCCUCCUCCCGCUCGGCGCCGUCCUCCUCACCCAAUCCGGCCCGCAGCCCCUGCUGCUCGAGCACUCGACCUCAGACGACGAGGCCGUCCGCUCCUGUGCCUCGUUUGCUCUCUCGCGACUCAUUCCUCCCACAACAACGCCGGACUCGGCACCCGAGCUCGCCGCCGCCUUUGCUGCGGCUGCCUCCAUCCGCUCCGCCUCCAGGCGUCGCAAGACCUCGCUCAACCGAGAGCCCGCCGACUCGGCCUCAGUCUCGAGCUCGUCGCUCCCGCAGGCUGGCUCGUCGUCGCUCGCCUCGCCGACCGCAAGCCCGGCCGUGCCCGGCGGUACCACCCCGCGCUCGGUCCCACACAUCACAAAGUACGACCUCGCCGCUCUCGAAGGCCCAGCAGACUCGUCGCCAGAAUCGGUUGCCUCUUCGCACACCUCGUCCACCGUCUCGUCGCUCACCUCCAACUCGACCCUCUUUUCAGACUCGGACCCGUUUGCGCUCCCGCGCGCCUCGCCACGCCGCCGUGCCCGCCCGCGCCACCGCUCUCCCGGCUACGUCGGCGUCACACUCUCCGCAAGAUCCGCCACCCCCACCUUUACCCCCAUCCUUCCCACCCUCGACACCCGCAAGACAGGCACUUCGCUCGGCACCUCCGACUCGCCAACCGCAAGCGGUGGCCAUUCGCCGCUUCCGCCGCUUCCGUCCCCGGCGUCAACCACCUCCACCGACCGCUCCCGCAAGGCCGCAGGUCGUCCCGGUCCCGCACCGUCCUCGGUCACCCCGCCGAUCCCUCGCGUCGCUCGACACCCCGUCAUCGCUCCCGUCUGA